UGGCCGAUACUGGUGGAGAUGACGCUGCAUCUGGUGCUAAUCGGCAAUGUCCCGGAGAAUGUCAGGCGUGGUCUCGCUGUUGCUGACGCGUUUGCCGAGGGAAUAUCACCGGGUAUACUUCUGGGCAGUAAGGAGAGCCGUGCCUGCUCCUGUCUGUUGCUGGGUUUUGCUACUGACGAAGAGCAACGCAAAGCUCUAGACUACCUGAAGGGCCUGCAGAAGAGGAAAGUCAAGAAGGUUCUAAACACCAUCUCUGGCGAUUUGGACUUCAGCCAGUGUGUGGUCGAGGACUAUGGCUCGCAGAGAGUCGUGUGUCCUCCGGUUCUCGAGAUCUUUGCCAGCCCUCACUUCACCGAACCGUUCAGCUACUUUGAUGUUCCCCGACCACUGACUCUACAUGUGUGGGCUGUGGCUGUCGACGUGUUUGAUGACGAGAUUGCUCGCAACCCAGUGUUGCUGCAACGGCACUUCCAUGCCUUCUCCAAGAUGGUGGCAAUUGCCCACUUCUCACCCGCCAAGGUUGGAUCAUCCUCAACGAAAGCUACAGUCUACAUUCUCCACAAGUACAGUGUAGACUACUUAAAGAAGCUAGCUAAAAACCUAAAGGACUACCACUACUUUUCUGUUGUGUCCGUGAAGGAGGAGGAGAAGGUGCUGUCCGCGCUAUGUGCCGUGCAAGAUGUAUGCCUCACAAACUACCUACAGGUGGAUGGGGAUCGGGAGAUUCUAACAGCACCGGUCACGGUCCGGACGAAGGCUACCCGCCGCACUCACAUGAGACUAAUCUUCCAGAUACAAUCGCAAGACAAGUGGACCAUAGGAUGUGACAUGGACAACAUCAGGUUUUCUCCUAUACCUGCCGUCGCCAGGGACGACCGUGAUCGCCGCCGCCGAUACCAUAGUAAGAUGGUGAGUAUGCCAGGGCGCGACGUAUGCAACUUCUUACUCACAACGCACCGGGCCGAGGCAGAGGCAUUGCUGGAGAGUUCAAACUGCCGCUUCCGGGAGCGCCGUGGACAGUUUCAGAACAACUCCUUUGCUUACCAGCUGGCUGUGGUCGAAGCUGACACAGAGGAAGAAGCAGCGAAUGGCAAGGCAGCACUGGAACGACUGGCCCACGAUAUACUGCAGCAUCGCGUCUACAAGAGACUAGUCAUUAAGCCGCCCGAGCUCAACACCGUUAUGAGACUUGCUAAAACAAAGCUGAUGCAAGACAAAGAAAUUGCUCGAAUUGUGAAGCCCCGCACCAGAGCAAUUGCAGACCAAGUUCCACUCUGCUUUGCAAAGUUGCAUCAGUUCACCAGAGGGGAGAGACAUGAACAGACCCUGACUUUGCAGCUCAACAAGCCCGUGUACAACGACCAAUUUGCAAUGGCUGAUGUAGAUGCAAUGGUGCUCUUCUCCAACUCAACACUGCUUCUUGCUGACGGCAUGGCACGUGACGUUAUCAACCACGGCGGUACUGGCAUUGCCGAUGAUUCACAAGCUUGGGUUGAGAGCAAUGGCGACGUAUUUACAACUGCACCAGCUCUGAGCAGCGGAAAGCUGCCUGCCCCGGUUCUCAUCCACUCCAACCCGAACUGUAUCAAGGGCGGAGAUAUGCGAGAAGGGCAGGUGUUCAAGACCGCUUUCUCAAAGCAACUCAAGCUCAUCUUCCAGACGGCAUCAGACGUCCAGGCAAAAUCCAUCGCCAUUCCAUUUCUCCCAAAGCCAGGACAAGACUAUCUGACGGCUAGAGAAUGGUUCCAGCUCAUAGGCCAAGGAGCCAUGGAAUGUCUGCGUAGCGGCACAAGCUUGGAGAGGAUCCUUUUUAACUAUUACACCCGGUCUUCCCGUGACCCGAUUGGUGAUUUGCAAUUCGCUCUGUCCGCUCUGAUGGAGGAGAACGUACCGACUGCACGCAAACGCAUCGGCAACGUUCUCUUUUCGUUGCAGACGGUGGUGGAUACACCAGCACCACCUGUUGAAUGCUGUCCACCGUCGGCAUCUUUCCUGCUUGUCGCCGAGUCUUAUAAUGACUUGGAAACGGGGGAGGCAUGUCUGCAGCAGACGCUCCGCGACGAACUGAUCAUUCAACGGCAUGAAUGCAAAGGACUGGAUGCCCGCGACGUUGUGAUGAGGUGGAAAGAAUUGCUCAUGGACUUGAAGGUACACUGCAGCCUGACAGCCGAGGAAAGUGAGCGAGGAGCCAGCUGUCUGCUCUUGCGUGGUCAGAGGAAGAAUGUUGGUGAUGCCGCUAAGCUGUUGAAGGUGCUGAUUGCUGAUCUGGAAGGCAGUACCUCGGGAGUGAGCCUUGAACAUCCAGCUGCGGCUGAAAGCUGUCAUGCUGCCACCGCCGCAGCCGCCAUACCAUGAGCACUGAACAGUAUUGGUGGACACAUACAUGUGUGUGUGUGUGUGUGCAUGGUGCGCGUAUGUAUGUAUGUGUGUGUGUGUGUGUGUGUGCGCGCUUGUAUGUACAGGUGUGUGUGUAUGUAUGUGUGUGUAUGUGUGUGUGUGUGUGUGCGUGGUGCCGCGUAUGUAUGUGCACGUGUGUGUGUAUGUGUGCAUGUGUGUGUGUGUACAUAAGCAUGAGUGGGUGUUCAGCACAUGCCUUCUCAAUAUCUUUAUAUCAUGCUUACAGUCUUCUCGUCCUGACUGUCUUAGUGUGUACGAUGACUCUCAUUUCUCUGCACUGUGGGACAGUGUUGUGCCUGGUAUAUGUCCAGCCGUUGAGGAUCAUUGAGGCAGUUUGUAUACGUGUACAUAAACCUGUUUCAUGUAAGCAGAAAGAGCAUGUUGUUGCACCUAGGCUCCGUAUAGUCAAAAGUUGACGCUUCGUUCAGUUCCUCCUCACCUUUAGUUAUGUACAUUUGUUACCAUUUUGCGUUACCAUCUAUGUGCGGUAGUUUUAUUGCGCUUGUAUCAUGAUGUAUGUGUCAUUAUAGCACCUUUCUAUUACUCAACCUUAGUUGCAUUCGUUGUUGAUCCUUAGCUCCGUAUGAAUUCCACUGAUGAUAGGAGCGAGAACAUCGAUUCUGGAAAUUUACACGUCUAAACUCGAACAAGUGUCAUAAUUAUAGCGUGGA
Molecule: messenger RNA, 3068 nt
Organism: Sycon ciliatum
Lineage: Eukaryota; Metazoa; Porifera; Calcarea; Leucosolenida; Sycettidae
Exons: 4
Coding region: 19-2355 (778 amino acids)
Source: RefSeq, a predicted model, not a curated record